Labrus mixtus (cuckoo wrasse) is the source of this 734-nucleotide messenger RNA. It is a transcript of the gene mix23, whose product is annotated as mitochondrial matrix import factor 23. The record is from RefSeq and is a predicted model, not a curated record. The transcript has 5 exons. Gene Ontology annotation, cellular component: mitochondrial intermembrane space; mitochondrion. NCBI's taxonomy places the organism in Eukaryota, Metazoa, Chordata, Actinopteri, Labriformes, Labridae. Bases 17 to 451 code for a protein of 144 amino acids.
GACCCCACAGUCAACAAUGGCGGCGCCCGUUGGAACUUUAGACUGUGAGGACUUUUCAAUGUUUCAGGAGGUGCUGAAGGUGAUGCGCAACAUAGAUGACCGCAUCGUCCACUCUCUGAACACCACGGUGCCCACAGUCUCCUUCUCGGGCAAAGUGGAUGCUACACAGACAUGCAAACAACUCUAUGAAUCUAUGAUGGAGGCCCAUCUGAGCCGAGACAAAGCUAUUAAGUCGUGUAUAUCUCAGACAUCUCAGGUGGUGGGACAACUGCGGCAAGAAAGGGCGAAAGACAGCGAUAACCUGGCGCUCAUCAAACAACUCAGGAAGGAGCAGACCAAAUUAAAGCUGAUGCAAUCAGAGCUCAAUGUUGAAGAGGUUGUCAGUGACAGAAGUCUGAAGGUUUUCAAUGAAAGGUGCAGAAUCCACUACACGCCUCCAAAGGUGAAGUGAAGGUCGGCCCGACCAGAGGAGCUGCUUCGCCCGGGGUUCAAACCCAGACUGGAGCUGAAGCUGUGAGCUGCUGCUGAGUCCUGACUGCAGGGGUCCGGGGGGGGGGGGGGGUCACCAUCCAGACCCCCUCUGACCUCGUCUCCAACUCAUCUGUAUUCCAUUGUGAUUAUUGUAUUGUUUUGCCACCGCUGUAAAACAGUCCACCUUGUGCUUCUUUGAUGACAAACAUUGUACAAAAAGACAUUUUUUUUAAAGACAAUGAAAUGUUUUCAAGUGAACCGUG